Messenger RNA from Rubroshorea leprosula, 1515 nucleotides. The record is from the annotation of a GenBank genome assembly. NCBI's taxonomy places the organism in Eukaryota, Viridiplantae, Streptophyta, Magnoliopsida, Malvales, Dipterocarpaceae.
CUUAUAAUUUGUAUUUAAAAACAACAAACAAUUUCAGCUCAAGAUUAACAAGGCUGAAAAGAAUAACGGCAAUGGCUUUCAUAGGAAUAGCUCGCAUUAGCUUUGUUCUUCUCUUGUGCAUAGCUUUGGUAGGCUGUGAGGCCAAUGACAAAGUAAGUGUGGUCAAGGACCCAUUUAACGCAGCAGAUGCUCUUGCAAAAGCUAGAGGCAUAGCUAGAGGGAAAGUUGAUUCUAAUGUGAAAGUUUUUAAUGUGCUAGACUAUGGGGCCAAAGCUGAUGGAAAGACAAAUGCUGCUAUGAAUUUCAUCAGGACAUUCAAGGCUGCUUGUAAUUUCCAUGGGAAUGCAAUGAUGGUCAUCCCUCAAGGAAACUUCUUAAUUGGACCAGUCAUAUUUCAAGGGCCAUGCUUCAAUCCAUCUCCUCUAAUCAUUCAAGUUGUAGGAAUUGUCAAAGGGCAUCCUGAUAUCUCUGAAUACACCGGAGGAGCUGAUGCCUCAGACUGGAUUACCAUACAAAGCGUUGAUGGCCUGAUUAUUACAGGUUCAGGUACCUUUGAUGGCCAAGGUCCCCAGGUGUGGAAGUACAACGACUGUGAUAAGAAUGAUGAUUGCAUCCGUAUGCCUGCUACUUUAAAGUUCAACAAAGUGUCAAAUGCAGUUAUACGAGGCAUAAGAUCCAUUGAUGCCAAAGGAUUCCACAUGUUCAUCAGCAACAGCCAGAACUUCCGUAUAUUCAAUGUUCAUAUAAUUGCCCCUGCAGACAGCCCCAACACUGAUGGCAUUCAUAUGAGCAAAUCCAGUGGUGUAAAAAUCUCUAGAAGUACUAUUGCCACGGGUGAUGACUGUGUCUCUAUGAUCCAAGGAAGCAAAGACAUUAGCAUCAAGAAAGUAAGAUGUGGGCCUGGACAUGGUUUCAGUAUUGGAAGCCUCGGACACUAUGAAGAUGAGUUAGAUGUGAGUGGGAUCGUAGUGAAAAACAGCACAAUGUCAGACACAGACAAUGGAGUUAGGAUCAAAACAUACAAAGCUUCAACUCCAAGCAAAGCUUCAGGAAUGAUUUUCCAGGAUAUAAUCAUGUACGGGGUCAGGAACCCCAUCAUCAUAAACCAGGAGUACGGAAGUCAAAGUAAAAAGGAGCCAUCGAAAGUAGCCAUCAGCGACGUGCAUUUUAUAAACAUUAGGGGAACUACAACUUCAAAGGUUGCAGUGAAUCUGUUGUGCAGUGAGUCAACUCCUUGCAAAGGGGUUCACUUGAGGAACAUCAAUCUGGAGUACACCGGCGAGCCAAAUAGUGAUGUGGCUUAUGGCUCCAACUGUACUAAUGUUGAUGUGGACUAUUUUGGCAUCCAAAACCCCCCUCCCUGCAAGUAGUGCUUCAAAGCCAAGAAAAAAGACACUCCAAUACUAACUUCUUGCCAAAGCAUCAUACAGAAAAUGCACCAUUGUAUCAGUAGAAGCUGAGGAAAUUUUCCGGGCUUAAUUCAUGGCUAGCUUUGAAAAAAGAUCACAGAAACUG